GGCCAAUAAAAGCGCGCUCCCCUCGAGGAGAUAAGUGUUUGACAUCAAGGUACGUUUCGGGGCUGGCCCACGACCCCCCAUAGACCUUGUGGGCUGCUCGGAGGAUGCUUAGGCUGCCUGUUCCUUAAACGCAUUGCUUGUUAAUAAGUGAUACAUUGCACCCAGUUUUGAGCUUCUGUUGAUCGUAUUGUCACUGUGUGGACACUCAAGAAUUCAGUAUCUAUCCAACAUGCUAUCGUUACUGCUUACAGUAUUGACGGCAAAUGCUGUCUCAAUCCCCGACGCAUUCAACCCCCAAAACGCCCUGAAAGGUCUUAAAGACUUCACUGAAAACUGGACCAACGAAGUAAAGAAAUGCCCUGCUGAUAUACCAUUCACAUGCACCAAUGAUACCGUCAUUAGCGACUCGUGCUGUUUCGAAUAUCCGGGAGGAGUGCUUUUGCAAACACAGUUUUGGGAUUACUACCCUGCUGUUGGACCAGAUGACAUGUUCACUCUUCAUGGAUUAUGGCCAGAUAGGUGUGACGGCCAGUACGACCAAUUUUGUGAUCCUUCCCGGGAGAUCCACAGUGCAAAAUCAAUUCUUGAGUCUUUUGGCGAAACGGAGCUUCUGAAUAAGAUGUCCAGAGUGUGGAAAAACUUCAAUGGAAAUGACGAGUCUCUUUGGGUACAUGAAUUUAACAAACACGGAACAUGCAUGACCACAAUAAAGGAAUCUUGUUAUUCGGCAGAUACCAAACCCAAUCAGAAUAUUGUUGACUUUUACAAAAAAUCAGUUGAGCUUUUCGAAGGGUUGCCAACCUAUGAGUGGUUGGCAGCUAACGGAAUUGUGCCAUCAAACGAACAAACAUACACCAAACAACAGAUUGAAGAUACCCUCAGAGCUAGAUUUGGGCAACCUGUUUUUAUCAAAUGUAACAGGUACCAAGCGAUUCAAGAAGUCUGGUACUUCCAUCACUUACGUGGGUCAAUUGUAGAUGGGUUUUAUCAACCUAUUGCUGCAUUACUCGAAUCUCAAUGUCCUGAGAAUGGCAUCAAGUUCAUUCCAAAGAAAGGAUUUGCACCCCCAAAGCCAACUCAUACUGAUCCUUCGAGUCCUGUUCCAACCGGGAAAGUCUUACAUGGUUACUUGAAACCAGAAAACCAACCGGGAUGUGUUAUUAGUAAUGGAAAAUGGUAUUCUUCCGGAACGUGUGCAAAAUUUACUUUAAGCAAGGCCGAGUUCGGUGGUUACAAUAUCAAAUCCUCAAAAGGAUACUGUAAGAUUGGCACUGAAGGAUUUUUGCUAUGUGGCGCAGGAGUUAGUCCAAUGCAGUUUGCUUAUGACAGAGAAAAAGGACUUGUUACGUUCGGCGGUAAGAAUAAAUGGAGCGCUGAUAAGGUUCCACAACGGUUCACCCAGAUCCCUAUUUCCCCUGGUUAUGAUGGUCCAAUCACUUUCCAUUUAAAAUUAGUUUCCCAGUGAAAUAUUCUACCUUAUUGAAUACAAAAAGGGUGAUGGGACGUCAAUAUAGAUUAUCGAUUUUAUUUUUGUAGCCUGUUCUCAGUGCAUAAAAGUUUACUUAGUGUUCCCGGUUUACAAGAGAAACACAGUAC
This is a messenger RNA of Pichia membranifaciens NRRL Y-2026, 1596 nucleotides long. RefSeq lists its product as hypothetical. Bases 230 to 1465 code for a protein of 411 amino acids. The transcript has a single exon. Gene Ontology annotation, molecular function: RNA binding; ribonuclease T2 activity. The record is from RefSeq and is a predicted model, not a curated record. Gene Ontology annotation, biological process: RNA catabolic process. NCBI's taxonomy places the organism in Eukaryota, Fungi, Ascomycota, Pichiomycetes, Pichiales, Pichiaceae. Gene Ontology annotation, cellular component: extracellular region.